CAAAUAUCACCUUUUUUUGAUUAUAAAUAAAAAUUUUAUACCUUUCUUUCUUGUAAUUAUCAUCAAUUGUCAUCAAUUGUUAUUCCAUUCCUUAGUUUAAACCAUCUAGAUAUCAUCAAUUCCAUCAAUUGAAUAGUAAUCACCUUUAGCCUUUAAUAAUUCAUUUUUUUUGCACACAAAAAAAACACUGUACUCAUUUUUUUAAGCAGACAUAAAAAUUACCUCUUAAGAAAGUAUAAUACCCCAUUAAUUAUUUAAUUAAUCAGCAAGAAUAACAACACCAAGAAGAAACAAAGAAGAAUAUAUAUUAUACACAUCCCCACCUCAACCCAUGUCCUUAUUAUAUCAUCCCAUCUCAUCUACUACUGUUAGUUCCAGAGAUUUAACGGGCUGUUUAACUCCAAAUAAUUUAUCAAAUCAAUCAAAUACUAGAAAUUUAAAAAUGUCAAACCCAAAUACUAAUGAAUUAUAUCAACCAAAAGUGGUGAUUCCAACCACUUCCAAUUAUUAUACCAAACCUUACUUCACCCCUACUCCCGUGCCACCCACCAAAGAACAACAACAUCAAUCGGAAAAUAUUGGUACUAGCUCAACUAAUAAUCAAGAUUCAACUAUUUUAUCACCUCCAAUUUCUCCAUAUCAAAGAAAUGUCACUUUAAACACUAUCAAACCAAUUAUUACCGUUGAAGAAAAAUCAUAUUUAAUCAAUUCUAAUCAAGAAUUCAAAAUUGAGAACUUUAAAGAUUAUAAAUUAACUAUCGAUGCUUUCAAUACUAAUACUAUUAAUGAAGAUUAUAAAUCUAAACAAUUGAAUUUUAUUAAUAAAUAUAAUUUAAUCUCUAAUGGUCAAACUGAUAUUUAUAUCCCUCCAAGAAAAUAUAUCAAGAGGAAAUUGAAUGAAUAUAGUGAUAAUGACAAUAAUAAUAACAAUGGGAAUAAUUCCGCUACGGAAUCUACAUUUGAAAGAAUUAGAACGAGAAGAAUCAUUAAGAACAAGAGUACUAAUAGUGAUUCAUCCGAUUAUUUUGAAGAAUUACCUAUGACUCCACCUCCUCAAAAGAGAAAAAGACCAACUACUCCAUCCACUCCUAAACGAGAAUCAAACAAUCCAUCUCCAUCCAUUGCUUUACAACAGCAAAUGUUGAUUGAUGAAAGUAUUCCUGAUUUCUCACCUGAUGCAUUUGAAACCUUACCCACUAAUAAUAAUCGUGCUUUAAAGAUUGAAUGGAAAGGUCAACCUAUGGAUUUAUCUCAAGAUCCAAAUAAAUCCAAAUUACAUCCUGCUGAAUUAAAUUUAGCUUCGAUUUUAAGAUUACCCGUGGCAGUAUAUUUGGAUUCAAAGAGAAGAUUCUUUUUUGAAAAAGUGGAUAGAUUGAAACAAGGUAAACAAUUCAGAAGAACUGAUGCCCAAAAGGCAUGUAGAAUCGAUGUUAAUAAAGCUUCGAGAUUAUACGCUGCCUUUGAGAAAGUGGGAUGGUUGAAUGAUAUUCAUUUUAAACAAUAUUUAUAAGGAGACACCUCAUACAUUUUAUUUCGGUAUACUAUUAUUAUUUUUUGUGAUAUUUAUUUA
Molecule: messenger RNA, 1570 nt
Organism: Scheffersomyces coipomensis
Lineage: Eukaryota; Fungi; Ascomycota; Pichiomycetes; Serinales; Debaryomycetaceae
Exons: 2
Coding region: 332-1510 (392 amino acids)
Molecular function (GO): protein binding
Source: RefSeq, a predicted model, not a curated record